AUGUCAGUCACUGGAGAAGAAAAGGCCCAUGGGAGUGGAUCUGAAACUUCAUCUAUUGGACAUGUCGCGAUCUACGAGCGUCCAAGAGGAUGGAGAGGCAUCUACUACCACCCCGCCACACAGGUCUGCUUGGUGGGCUUCGUGUGCUUCAUGUGCCCGGGGAUGUUUAACGCCCUGACUGGUCUUGGUGCUGGUGGCCAAGUCGAUGCAACUACCACCGCAAACGCGAAUCCGCUCUCUAUUCUACCUUCGCCUUUUUUGCCUUCUUUUCUGGGUCACUCCGUGCACAACGUGCUUGGACCUAAACGUUGUCUAUUGCUCGGAACAUGGGGAUAUUCUCUGUUAAUCGGGUCUUAUCUUGCAACGAACAUUCAUCCCGGUGCAGGUGACUUUGUUGUCGUUGCUGGAGCUAUCCUGGGUGCCUGUGCGGCAUUGGUAUGGACGGCGCAAGGAUCCUUGAUGAUGGCAUACCCGACCGAGGCUCAGAAGGGGACAUUUAUCGGUUACUUCUGGGCUAUCUUCAAUGUAGGAGGUGUCGUUGGCUCCGCAGUAGCCUUUGGGUCGAAUUUUAACUCCGAGGCGAACAAAGUCGGAAAUGCAACAUACGUGAGUUCCUCUGUUAUGGUGAUGAAAAUAUUUGAUCAUAUUGCUGAAGAUUACCCAUACAAGAUGAUACGUACUGACGGAACCAGAGUCACGCCUAUCCGUUACCCUUCUUGGAAAACUGAGUUUAUCAGCCUAUUUGUGGCACUGAAAACGGACCCUUGGAUUGUCCUUUUGUUUCCCAUGUUCUUCGCUAGUAACUACUUCUACACCUGGCAAUUCAAUGAUUAUAAUGGCGCCCUGUUCAACAUUCGCACUCGCGGCUUGAAUAACUUCGUUUAUUGGACUGCUCAGAUCUUUGGCUCAUUCUUCAUUGGUCACUUCGUUCUGGAUCUGAGGCGCUUCCGUAGACGUGUCCGUGCAUUCUUGGGCUGGACGAUUGUAGUGGUCUUCGUUUUUGCCGUCAACGUAUGGUCAUACUACUACCAAUUGACUUACACUCGCGCCUCCGACCCUCCUACAGCCGUCAAGAUAGAUAUUCACGAUUCAAGUUACCCCCCAUAUGUAUGGCUCAUGAUUUUCUAUGGUCUCCUCGAUUCUAUGUGGCAAACAACUGCCUACUGGCUGAUGGGCGCUAUGUCCAAUGACCCUGCAAAGCUUGCUGUGUUCACCGGCUUUUACAAGUGUUUCCAGUCUGCUGGAUCUGCUGUUGUGUGGCGCCUUGACGCUGUGCAAAAACCAUAUAUGGACAUUUUCAUUUCUACUUGGGUCUUAACGGCUGCUGGCAUGAUAUUUGCCUUUCCCUUGGUCUACGUCCGCCUAAAAGACCACACGGAAAUGGACGAUGAGGCUCUGUUGGCCCGCCCAAACGUCGGGAGACUUCCAGAAGUCUCUCAGAAAUAA
Molecule: messenger RNA, 1446 nt
Organism: Suillus bovinus
Lineage: Eukaryota; Fungi; Basidiomycota; Agaricomycetes; Boletales; Suillaceae
Product: MFS general substrate transporter
Exons: 10
Coding region: 1-1446 (481 amino acids)
Source: RefSeq, a predicted model, not a curated record